Molecule: messenger RNA, 963 nt
Organism: Sclerotinia sclerotiorum 1980 UF-70
Lineage: Eukaryota; Fungi; Ascomycota; Leotiomycetes; Helotiales; Sclerotiniaceae
Exons: 2
Coding region: 1-963 (320 amino acids)
Source: RefSeq, a predicted model, not a curated record
AUGCCUUCAUCACAUCCAAAACAAACAGACCAUGACAUCCCAAGCCUACGUCAAAAAUCAAUCCAAUCCGUCAAGACACUCCUCACACCACGCAAUCCCCGACAAUUCUCCAAACUACUCCAAUUCAGCCCCCUCAAACCCUCUCCAUCUGAGCAGCCCGGUAAAUCAACCCCAUCAUUCCACCUCUUCCGCGAACUCCCAUCCGAAAUCCGCACCAUGAUCUGGAGCAUUUACAUCAGCUUCCCUCGCAUCCACAUCCCCACCCCUAGCUCCGAAAUCACACCUUCAAACCCCUCCCCUCUCAUCCUAACCCGCGCUCCUCACCUCCACCCCUCCCUCUACAUAUCCCACGAAUCGCGCUCCACCUACCAACAAACCUGCUGGUUAGAAACCCUCCGACGCAUGCACAUGCACACUCGCACGUGUACUCAAACCCCCACAUUACAUCCGCGCUCCGCAUCAUUCAGCUCGCAUUCUUUCAUGCACUGUGUCGAAGGAAACGAAUUGCUAAAUUGGGACACGGAUAUUUUCUGGUUCAAGGGAAUUUCAACAGUGAAGAGGUUAUCAGAGGGGAGUUUACGGAGUCAGAUGAACGGCUAUGAGGAUGUGCGGAAGGUGGCGCUUGAUUAUACGGUGUUGGAUUAUGAGGAGGAGAGUGAGCAUUGGAGGAGGAGGUUUAAGAUUGGUUGGUAUGGUUUGGUUUGUGUGUUGCAUUUGUUUGAGUAUCUUGAAGAGGUUUAUUUUGUGCUUGAUGCUGAGGGGGAUGUGAAAGCGGAUGUGAAGGGGAAUACGGAGGUGUCGUUUGAGUUGGUGGAUGUAGAGGAGAGGGUAAGGAGGAGAUUGGAGGGGUUGGAUGAUAGAGGUGUGUAUCCAGCGUUAGAACGGCUAUUUUCUCGCUGGGAACGGUGUCAUGGGUGGAAGAAGCCAAAAGUCCAAUUUGUUUAUGCUAGGAAUAUUGGUUGA